AUGCGCUUCGGCAAGACACUGCGGCAGUCGGUCUACGCGCCGUGGAAGGACAAGUACAUCGAGUAUGCCAAGCUCAAGACCUUACUGCGUGAAGACCGGCACGAGGAUGACGACGAGCCCUGGACCGACGACGACGAGAAGCGCUUCUGCGAUGAAAUCUUCAACACGCAGCUCGAAAAGGUGGCCCAGUUCCAGGCCGAGAAGGUCGACGAGCUGCGACGCCGAGUCGACGGCGCCUUUGAGAAGCUCAAGGAACUGCCCACGGCUGAGGAUGGUGCGCAAAAAAAGACCGAUGCAGAUACCCAGCGGCUCAAGGACCUCGAGGCCGAGCUCGACACCAUCACCAACGAGGUCAAGGAGCUGCAAAAGUACAGCAACCUCAACUACACGGGCUUUCUGAAGAUUGUCAAGAAGCACGACCGAAAACGCGGUGACCGCUACAAGAUCCGACCGCUCAUGCAGGUCAGCCUGUCGAAGCGGCCUUUCAACUCGGAACAGGCCUACUCGCCGCUGCUCAACAAGCUGUCGCUCAUGUACUUUGCCAUCCGCCAGCAGCUUGAGGAGCCUGGUGCUGCCGACGCCUUCCCCGUCGACCCCGACAGCCAGCCCGAGACACACAAAGGCGAGCGGUACACGGCCCACAAGUUCUGGGUGCAUCCAGACAACCUGCUCGAGGUCAAGACGUACAUUCUCCGCCGCCUGCCCGCGCUGGUCUAUAGCGAACUGUCGGCGAAGGAAGUGGACGGACAGCAGGACCCGACCAUCACCUCGCUUUACUUUGACAACGCCAAGUUUGAGCUCUACUCGAAAAAGGUUGAGCGAGAGGUGGAGGCCUCGUCGCUGCGCCUUCGCUGGUACGGCCAGCUGAGCGAGCGGCCCGAUAUUUUCCUAGAGCAAAAGAUCGUGCACGACAACGGCAGCAGCGAGGAGCGCAAAUUUGUCAUCAAGGAGAAAUAUAUCAAGCCCUUCCUUGAUGGCGAAUACAAGAUGGAGAAGUCGGUGCAAAAGAUGGAACGGAAAGGGCAGAAGGCCGAGGACGUCGACGAGUUUCGGUCGACAGCGAGCGCUAUCCAGGAGUUUGUUCGCUCGCGCAAGCUCGAGCCUCUUGUGCGAGCCAACUACGUGCGGACGGCCUUCCAGAAGCCCGGCGAUGACCGCGUCCGCAUCUCAAUCGACACGGACAUUGCCUUCAUCCGCGAGGACACGCUGGACCGUGACCGCCCGUGCCGCGACCCCAAGGACUGGCACCGCACCGACAUUGACAAUGCUAACAUGACGUACCCCUUUAGCAACAUCAACCAGAGCGAGGUGUCUCGCUUCCCCUACGCCGUCCUUGAGAUCAAGCUCAAAGAGGACAGCAGCAACCCCAAGAAGCGGCCGUCGUGGAUCCAGGACCUGAUGGGCUCCCAUCUGGUGCACCCGUGCCCGCGCUUCUCCAAGUUUGUCCACGGCACCGCCUCGCUCUUUGAGGACUACGUCAACCGCCUCCCUUUCUGGCUCAGCGACCUGGACAUUGACAUCCGCAAGGAUCCGCAGGUGGCCUUUGAGGAGGAGGAGGAGCGGCGCGCCCGGCGGGCCGAGAACGAACAGGUGGUGGGCAGCUUUUUGGGGACCAAACUAGGGUCAUACAAGCCCUCGCGCAGCUCACCCGUGGCCAAGUCUUACCUGGCCGAGCGUCUCGCUGCCGAUACCGACACCAGCACCCAUACCCCGGUCUCCGCUACCGUUCCGCGGGGCAGCGUCGCCGCCGGCGCCGGGGACGAAUCGGGCGAGCCAAGCGCCACUACUCCACAACAACAACAGCAGCAGCAACAACAGCAACAACAACAGGAACAUCUUCUCCGGACAAGUGCCCAGCAUCAAAGCAUGAACUACGGCACCCUUUCCUCCAUCUUCCCGGGCUUCUCCCUCUCCAAGUACGGCCUCUCCCGACGCCGCCGCCAACAACGAGAGUCAGGCGCCGCGUCCCUCCCUCCGGGCGUUGAAGAGCCUGAGGAGUGGCUCAAGAACGCCGGCCCGCUGCAGAUUGAGCCCAAAGUCUGGCUGGCCAACGAGCGCACAUUUCUCAAGUGGCAGCACAUAUGUGUCUUGCUCGGAGGGCUGGCCGUCUCGCUCUACUCGGCCGGCAGCGUCGUCGUCGUCGACGGCGGGAGUGGGAAGGGCAAGGGGCAUGCUGGUAAAGGCGGUAGCAAUGUGGUUGCCCAGGCCAUGGGCAUCGUCUUUAUCGCCAUUGCGGCCUUUGCCGGUGUCUGGAGCUGGUGGCUGCACAAGAAGAGGCGGGAGAUGAUUGUUGCGAGGAGUGGGAGGGAUUUUGAUUUCCUCCUUGGUCCGCUGGUGGUGGCGGGUGCGCUGAUGGUGGCGUUGGUGGUUAACUUUGUUUUUGCGUACCGAAAAGCGUUUGCUGACCACGGGGCCGGCGGGAUGGAGGGGAUGACGAUUGGAGUGAAGAAUGGGAGCGGCGGGCUUGAGAUGGGCGAGUUGCGGUGA
This is a messenger RNA of Canariomyces notabilis, 2487 nucleotides long. RefSeq names its product SPX-domain-containing protein. The coding region runs from base 1 to 2487 and encodes 828 amino acids. Gene Ontology annotation, cellular component: vacuolar transporter chaperone complex; fungal-type vacuole membrane. The transcript is spliced from 2 exons. Lineage: Eukaryota; Fungi; Ascomycota; Sordariomycetes; Sordariales; Chaetomiaceae. The record is from RefSeq and is a predicted model, not a curated record.